AUGAAGCGCUGUGCCGAGUACUUUAGAAAGGUCCUCAACUGCCCCUCCACAGUCUCCGACGCCGCCAUCGACCGGCUCCUCCUCGUGGUAAGCAACGUCGACCUGGAUCUCCCAUCCUCCCUUCCAGAAACCAUUUGCACCGUGCAACAACUAUCCAGUGGGAAAGCAUCAGGAUCCGGCGCAACCCCAGCUGAAAUCUACAAGCACGGUGGCCAUCGACACUAUCUCAGGAGACGAUAUACUGUGGAAAAAUUUCUCAGGACUUCAAGUACGCAACCAUUGUUCAUCUCAAAGCGCAAAAGCAACCGACAAGUGUGCGACAAUCACAGGGGCAUCUCAUCACUCAACAUCUCUGAGAAGAUCUGCGUCCGAAUCUGCCUCAAUCGCCUCAAUCGAAACCUCGAGCAAGGACUUCUGCCGGAAAGCCGAUAUAGUUUCCGACGACACCGUUCAUCACUGACGUAGUGCUCGCCGAUCGCCAACUGCAAGAGAAGUGCCUGGAGAUAUAACCCCUCCGCGCAUCACUUUCGUGGACUAGACAGAGGCUUUGAUACGGUGGAUCAGGAAGGAACAUGGAAAACUACGCAGAAAUUCGGCUGUCCUGAACGACUCACGUACGUAGUACGUCAGCUCUACGAUGGGAUGAUGGCGCCCGUCACGAACAACAGCGCAAUCUCCGAGGUAUUACUAGUGGUCAACGGAGUGGAACAGGUCUGCGUACCCUCUCCCACCCUCUUCAGUUUCAUGUCGUCUGACAUACUGUUGGAGGCCUAUCGUGCUGUGCUCUCCGGGAUGCGCAUCGCCUACAGAACUGACGGCAUCUUCUCAACAGCAGGCGAAUUCAGGCCCACGCACGGCUAUCUGCGACCGCGGUCCAUGACCUACUCUUAG
This is a messenger RNA of Spirometra erinaceieuropaei, 891 nucleotides long. Lineage: Eukaryota; Metazoa; Platyhelminthes; Cestoda; Diphyllobothriidea; Diphyllobothriidae. The record is from the annotation of a GenBank genome assembly.